Culex pipiens pallens (northern house mosquito) is the source of this 6799-nucleotide messenger RNA. RefSeq lists its product as uncharacterized. The record is from RefSeq and is a predicted model, not a curated record. Gene Ontology annotation, molecular function: heparin binding. Gene Ontology annotation, cellular component: cell surface. The coding region runs from base 110 to 6709 and encodes 2199 amino acids. Lineage: Eukaryota; Metazoa; Arthropoda; Insecta; Diptera; Culicidae. The transcript is spliced from 6 exons.
CAGUCAAUCUUGCAACCUCGCUGUACCAGCUUGAUCCCCAUCGGUUGGCCUUCCUUUGUUCUCCCUUGACCUUGCUCGCGAUCCAUCAGAAAAGCGGCAUGACUCCACAAUGAACACGUUGAUCGUACUAAUUUUAACGGUUGCUUCUGUGGCGAUAUUUGAGCACCCGCAUCGAACAGUCGUGCACGCCGUUCGGCCUAGAGUCCAAGCUGCGCGGGGUCCCAACAACGCUCAGAAUGCGGCGGCGGCACGCAGUUUGGCUCAGGAGAUCCAAUCGAAGCCCGGGGACAACAAAGGGGCGCUGAAGGUUCUUCGCGAGCAAUUGCUGCAGUCCACCCACCACAAGCAGGACGAAAUGGUCCAGAUGGUACGGGACAGCCAGAUGCACAACGCACUGCACGAAGCGAUCGACGAGAAGAUCGUCGACCAGAGCUUCAUCCGGACGCUGGCGUCGGUUGGAGAGCCGCCGUUGAUCAAGGACUACACCCGGGACAUGCUGCUGGUGAACAACAUUAAGGAGGACGUGAACUUUACCUUUGGGGAUAAUGUGUUUGCGUGGAAAACGCUGGAGCACAAGAACAAGGAUCAUCACGUGAUUGUGGGGUUUAGCCGCGAGAAGAUUGUCAUUCUGUACGAGCACUUUGGUGAGUACUCGCUGGAGCAGGAGAUCGCUAUGGUCACGGUACCGACGGCGUUUGAGGUUAUUACGGUUUGGGACAGUACGGACGAUACGGCGGUGAGUUGCUUGGUCGUGGCUACCGAACAGAUUCUGGUGUGGUACACCAUGCGAUCAAAGACCAACUUUGCGCUGACUGAGGAGUGGCGUUGGCCGGUGUACAAGACGACGACGCUGAUCAAGCACAUCCGCCAGAAGGACAACGACAUGCUGUUGAUGGUUGGAACUCACCCGAACGCCCAGCAAUCAGUCUCGGCGACGCUGUACGAGUUCAACUUCGAGCGGCAACAGUUUUGGCUUAUGCAGAUGCUCGAUCUGGACUUUCCCUGUCGUUCGAUCGGGGUUGUCAACGACGGUAAUGAAUACCUGGUUGCGAUCCCCCAGAAUGACACCGCUCGCAUCUAUUCGCUGAAAACGGGACAAAAAUACCGCGGAAAAUUUGAUCUGAUCGCUAACUUUACCUCGGAAGAAGUCAACGCGGUCGGGGCAUUCCAAAUUGGACGCUACCUGUACAUCGCGAUCGGCGGGAAGUCUCCCCAAAUUCUGCGCUACAUCAACGGUAACUUCACUUCGCAGAACAUCCCAGCGGAGGCCUUCGAAACGGUGGAAGCGUUCUUUGUGAUCCCAACCCGGACCUAUCGUGACGACAUGAUCUUGCUGGUUCAGCACAAAAUGACCUUUUCGACGCACGAGCUUCAACGGCUGGAGAUACUGGUGUGGAACGGGGAGUCCUUUGACAUUCGCAGCAAUAUUCCGUGCUACGUGGAGAAUGACAUCACUGGGAAUGAAGUUUCGUGCAUGUUGGAUCUGUAUCGGGCGUCGGGUAUUGUCGGGUCGACCAUGAUCCAACGCGGCAACCAGGUGUCGAUGAUCAUUCCCAGGUAUCAAGCUCACUCCAGUCUGUUCCACUUGAACGUUGGCAUGCUUUCCGGAUCGCAUCCAAUCACGCAGAAGAUCCAGGAGAUGCGCGAUACCAUAGAUGCCUUUACCAAAAUCAUUCAGAACCAGGACUCGGUGAUCAUGCAAGCCAUGGAACUAAUCGCCGAAGCGGGUCAACUCGACAAGAAGUUGGUAACGUUCGAGAACUGCUCGUUUGACACCAUCCAAUCCAACGUAGCCGUGCUGCACGCCAACUUCCGGUGGCCAGAGAGUGGGAUCAACAUCGGGAACGCUACCUGGAAGUACGAGGACACCGCGAUCGACGUCCCAGCGAUCGCUCAAGCGAUGGAAUAUGAAAGGUCUCAGCUGGUACAGCUGGAACACCAGCUCAAGUUCACCGUCCGGCGUAACAACGAUAGUUUCUCGUUGGACCUGGAACAACCACUGCGCGUGCACGGGAAGGUGGAGAUCGGAGGUUCGCUAGUCACGGAUGAUCUGUACGUGCGGCGAUUGGAAGAGGAACCCUUCACGAUUCGCACCCCGAGACAGACGGAGGAUUCGCUGAAGGAACUGCACGUCAAAGACCUCAAGGUGCGCUAUCUGAACUUUGAUAACCUGAACGGAGUUCCAGCUACCGAUCUGGUUUUCAACACUGGAGACAAGAUCGAGCUGACGAACAAACUGGUGAUAGAUGAAUCGUUGACUGCGAACAACAUCAUCCUUCCGAAAGGUGGAACCGUGAACGGAGUCGACCUCAGCGAGUCGACCGUCUACUUCAACUGCAAGAAUCGUCGCUGGACAGAGCUGCACUUUGAGCACCUUGAGGUAGCUGAAAACGUUGCCGUGCAGGACACGAUCAACGGGCUCAAGCUGGACGUGAAGCAGUUCCGGUCGGCAAUCCGCGAAGCGAGCGCUGAAAAGCCCGAUGUACUGGUCACGGACAAUCUCGUCCUGGACGGCAGCGUGUACUUCGAAACCAUCAACGGGAUUCCGUGGAUGGACUUUAUCCAGCGAAUCGUGCUGAAGAAUCGACCGAACCGGCUGCGCGAGCUGCGCAUCGACGGAAGUCUGAUUCUGGAGCACCCCAACACGACGGUGUACCACCUGAACGAGUUGGCGUUCCCAAGUGAUUACCUGUUGUCCAGCAGCCCUCGAGAGGCGAUAGUCACCGGGUACAAGCACUUUGUCAACACAACGCACAUAAACAUCCUGGACAUCGACCAAACCGUCAACGGCAUCGACCUGAAAGAGAUCGUGACCCUGCAGGACGACCAGCACAUUCCCGGCAACGUAACGUUCGCCGAACUGCACGUGUCCGAGCGGCUCGAGGUGAAGGGAGCGGUCCGCGGCAAGCACAUCGACGAGUUCCUGGACAAUCCGACCUUGCUUCAGACGACACUGGUGAAGGCGGCCUGUCAGUUCAAGCGGCUGCACGUUGACGGACCAGUGAUCGUGAAGGGCUCGCUGAACGGGGGUGCCGAGUUGGACGCGGUGCUGGCGGACGUGGUGUACGACACGGAGCACAACGUUGAGAUCGCGGCUACGAAGCGGAUUCAGUCGGCGGAGUUUUUGGGUAAGGUCACGCUGGAAUCGCGCAUGAUCAACGAGUUCCGGCUGGAGGAGUUUGUGACGCGGAGCACGGAGCAGGAGUUUGACGUGUCGGAGAUUGUUGGGGAUGUGUUUUUCCAAGAUCUGACCGUGGGUGGGUUGUUUGACGGGAUUAACGUGACCGAGCUGGACUUGAACUCGAUCAAGCUGUUCGGGGAUCAGUACACGGAGGCGUCGUUGGUGUUCAAGAACCCGCCGGACGCACCCUUCCCGGAUAUUGACGUCAGAGAGUUGAGGGUCGAGAAAACGUUGAAUUCUAAGGCGCGAUCGCAGUACUUGGACAUUGAGCAGGAAGAAAUUGUUCUAACCGGGGACAUCGUGGUCAAUCAUCUCGAUGUGAAGCACCUGGAGCUAGUCCGAUCUCCGCUGGACGGUCCGUCCAAAACGAUCGGUAACGUACACUUGCCGACGUUCGACGACUUGCGAUUCAGCUUGACACGCCCGCAGCAAAUCUUGGCCCCGUUCUUGAUCGACAAACUGUUCGUCAAUGGCCAACUUCUGACCACCAGCAUAAACGGGCACGACUUACGCAGCUUGAAAGCGGAUUUGGAAAAGUUGGACAACUUCAAGAACCACCUGCUGAUGGGCCACAUCCCGAUUGAGAAUUUGUACAUUGGAGGUGACCUGCAGGUGAACAUGCUCAACGACGUGAACUUUGACGGCCUGCUGCAGGAGGUCAUCUGGUUAGACCGAACGAACCGGAUUCCGGGCACGGUGCACUUCUUGGACCCGCUGAUCGUCAAGGAGAACCUAACGGUUCGUGGGCUGGUGAACGACGUGGUGUUCAACGAAUUUCUAUCCGAUUUGGUGCUGAAAACCGACGAAGUGGCGGAGUUCUACGCGCCCAAGGUGUUCGUCAACGGGCUGGUCGUCGAGGGUAACGUCACAACCGAGAGCAUCAACAACAUUCUCGUUAGCGACCUUGCUUUGAAGAACCAAACGGUCUACCUGCGCGGCGAUGUGGAGAUAGUCGGCGACGUGUACGUGAAUCAUCUGCUGGUGGACGAACGCUUGAACGGAGAACCGAUGCGCAACCUGCUCGAUCGCUAUAGGUACGACAGCGCGCGGGACGUGCACGUGGUCAAGGGUGAUCUGUACUUCCAGCAUGCCGCGAUCAAGUCGCUGAACGUGCAGGGAUCGCUGAAUCAAAUCCCCGACGUUGACGCCUUCCUGGCGUCGUUGAUUCGGAAAGAUCAGGACUACAACUUCACCCAGCCGAUGGAGUUCAAGAACGAGGUGAUUUUCGAGAAGGGGGUGACGAUCGGGACUUUGAACGGAGCUGACAUCUCGAAUGUCCAGAAUGAAAUUGUGAGGAUCAAUGACCCGAAUCCGGUCGAACUGUACGCCGAGGUGGUGUUUAAGGACGAGGUUCGUGUGGAAUAUCUGAAGGUUCAAGGGGAUCUUAUCGCACCGAACGUCAACGGUAUCAAUCCGGAUAGCUGGUUGAAGAAGGGAAUCAUGACCAAUCAGAACGCGGAGAUCUUCGCCAAGGUCGUUUUCGAACCAGGAACGUUCAUAGCGGAACACAUCAACGCGCAGUUCUUGAACGGGCUACCAACGGCCGAUAUAAUCACACUGACGACUCCGCAAACCAUUAAGGCGCCCGUGUUCCUGAACGAGAUCACGAUCACCCAACCUAUGGACGUGGCUGGAUUGAUCAACGGAGUCAACUUCAUGUACGAACGGCAGAACACGUUGAUGACCUACGGUAACCAGCACAUUCGCGUCCCGACGAUCUUCAACUCGGUACGGGUGCUCAACUCGCUCACCCUACCGCCGAUCAUAAACGGACGGCCGUUCGGGAAGCCUGUUCUGCUGGGUCCACAGAUGACCAUCGAGUCGCCCAUUUCGUUCCGCAAGCUGCGCGUCAAGUCGCUCGUCACCGAGGACAUGCUUUCCGGCGUUGACUUCGACUCCUGGUACCACAACAGUCUGUGGACGGCCGGACGGAAGCAUCAGCUGAUUGAGGGGCCGGUGAUUGCAAGAAACGUGAGGUUCGGGGCGGAUGUUGAGGGGAAUGGUAAGAUCAACGGGGUGGACAUCAAAGACGUGAUCCAACGGAUGAAGGCGGCCAAGCAGAACGUCGAGGAUCAGCUGCUGGACUACCGGGCCGAGCUGCGAUCGAUGUGCUCGACGGCGAAGAAGUUGGUGGGGUCGAGUCAGAAGCAGGUUUACUACUUCAAGUACUUUGUGCAGCGGCAGGUCAUCAACGGUGGAGAGGCGAUUGAGUCGUUCCAUUUCUUCGAUCACUUGGGUUAUCACUUCUUGGCGAUCAACGUUGGCUGCGAGAGUCAGUUCUACCAGUGGGAUCCGGUUGGACGGGUGUUUGUUCCGAUGUUCAAGUUUUACACCGGGGUGGUGGAGGAGUGGCAAACGGUGGUCAACGGGGAUCGCGGGGUUUAUCUGGUGACGCGAUCGUCGAGCGAGAUCACCAAGUGUAAAAUUUUGGGCGUUGGCGUGUGGCUGUUCAGCGCCGUUCAACUGAGGCUGGUUUGGAACGCUGCGGAACCGGAACUGGUGCAAGCGAUCGGAUCGGAUCCUUCCAAGCCGGACAGCUUCUACGUGCUGAAGGGGGGCAAGAUGUACGAGUACACCGUUGAUGGAAACGUGGUAGAGCAGUGGAACCUUCCAAUGAGCGAAACGGGUUACAAAUUUGUGCCGAACGAUGUUGGACUGGGACUUGCCGUUAGUGACGGAAAGAUGCUGGUUGUACUGACCAGUGUCAACCGAUCGUCAACUGCUAGACCUAAGCGAUCCCCAGAUGAACUGAUUCAAAUGGCCCUGUUUUCCUCGCAAUCCAUGUACGAUCGCAUCGCGUCGAAGAACCUCACCUCGGAACAAGUUGGCGCGGCGUUCCCCGCUCAAUGGGAGACGACCGAAGUGAUCGAGGCGGACGAUCUUCAGCCAAUACCCCAUCCGGAUAGGCUUAUCAACGACACUUUGGUGCACGUCAACGUUGGCGAUGACCCACCCGUUCGAUCGCUGCAAGACGAAGUCUCGCUCCCGGAGGCUACAAUCGCGCGGGAGAUCCCACUCGGUGGGAUCUUCACGGCCGAAAACCUCAACUUCCCGGAGUAUUCGCGCGGUGAAAUGAUCGCGUUCCGCGCCGGACCUCACGAUCGCAAGCGAAAUUUGGUAGCGGUGUCCACCGUGGUAGACUCGGUUAUCCACGGCAAUAACGACGUCAUCAAGAUCUUCGUGGACAUCCAGACGGGACUGCUGUACCAGGUGCUGCACUGCCACCGGCCGUCGCAGCUGACCUCGCUCGAGCUGCGUGACGAGACGAUCUUGGUUUUCCUGGAGGAUCGCCGCAACGUCCAGGUGUACAUCUACCGGGGCAUGCUGGGCUUCGUCAAGCUGACCAGCUUCCACCUGGCGGCGCCGGUCGUCCAGAUGAGGGCCGUUUCGUUGCCGCAGCCUUCGCUGCUCAAGUGUCGAUCGCACUACCUGGCGAUCGCUACCGCAGGUCACGAGCUGGUCUUCCUGAAGGCCAAAACGCAGGGCGACUGCGGACUCGAGGUGGACGUGGAUUGCACGUUGGAUUAGUGUUUCUUCUUUUUCUUUAUACUGUUGUUAGUGUACAAUGUGUUCAAAUUGUAUAAGUUUUGUUGGUAAUAUACAAGAAAAAUGUUGAAA